CCCGCGCCCUCCCGGUCCCGCCUGCCGCAGGUUUCCCACAGAUUCCGCACACGGAAACUCAGGUGUGCGCAGAGGCCCCGAAUUCCUCCGCAGGUUGGUGCGUGUGCGCUGCCUGCGAUGUCGUGAGCUGGCCCCGGGCGAGUAGAACUGCCAGGAAGCCUCUGUCCCUCCCGUGGGGACCUCUCCAUAGAGCUCCGUGAGUGUCCUCACUACAUGACAGCCGACUUCCUUCAGAGUGCGUAAUCUAACUUCAGAGUUAGAGUGAUCUAAGAGCUGUGGUGUCGUUUAUGACCAAGCCGUCAUACUCCUUCAUUUCCACAAUAUCCGCAUGGUUACACAGGUCAAUCCUGUUUACUGUGGAAGGAGACGACACAAAGAUGUUGAAAACCAAGAAAUACUCCUGUUAUAUGAAGUUGAAUAUGGAGGAAGAAGAGGACUAUAUGUCUGAUUCCUUCAUUAAUGUCCAAGAAGAUAUCAGACCAGGAUUGCCAAUGCUGAGGCAAGUUCGAGAAGCUCGUCGAAAAGAAGAAAAGCAACAAGAAGCUAAUUUGAAAAAUAGGCAGAAGAGUUUAAAAGAAGAAGAACAAGAAAGACGGGACAUUGGGUUGAAGAAUGCACUAGGCUGUGAAAACAAAGGGUUUGCUUUGCUCCAGAAGAUGGGAUAUAAAAGUGGUCAGGCCCUUGGCAAGAGUGGAGAUGGUAUUGUUGAACCAAUUCCUCUCAAAGUCAAAACAGGAAAAAGUGGCAUUGGUCAUGAGACAUUAUUAAAACGGAAAGCAGAGGAAAAAUUAGAAAGCUACAGAAGAAAGAUUCACAUGAAAAACAAAGCUGAAGAAAACGCUGCAGAACAGUUCCGAAUGCGACUUAAAAGUAAGCAAGAUGAAAUGAAGCUGGAAGGAGAUCUUAGAAGAAGCCAGCGAGCCUGUCAGCAAUUGGAUACUCAGAAGAAUAUACAGGUUCCCAGGGAGGCCUGGUACUGGCUGAAGCUUGAAGAGGAGACUGAAGAAGAGGAAGAGGAAGAAAACAAACAAGAUGAAGAUGAAUAUGAGAGUGAAGAUUUAAGUGUACUGGACAAAUUACAGAUACUGACGAGUUAUUUAAGAGAAGAACAUCUGUAUUGUAUUUGGUGUGGCACAGCCUAUGAAGAUAAAGAAGACCUGUCUUCAAAUUGCCCAGGACCAACUUCUGCAGAUCAUGACUGAGAUUCUCAAUAAAGUAGAAACUUGGAAAAUGCUGUUGUUUCCUAGACAGUUAAGCAGUUAGAAUUCCCAACAAUUUUUAUGCCAAAUUUUUAUGUUUGGUUUUUGGUUUUUGUUUUUUUGUACUGUAGAAGUACUUUGUACUUUAGAAUAUAAAAGUUCAUGGACUCCAAUAAAAUAAUGGAAUGCUUUUUCAGAACACCAGAUGGGCCAUUACAAGUUAUGGCUCUAUUGUGAUGCUUAUGGAAUUUAAGGACACCAACAGGUAACUCUGUUAUUCCCCUCUUCACUUCGGAACAAGUUGAGAAAUAAGAUGUGGAAGUCAGAUAUCACAAUAUCAGCUUUAUUGUCCGUGAAGCUGAAACAGAGAGCAAGGCUGACCUGUCUCCAGUCAGGCUCCUGAUAAACCUGCCUGAUUGGAGAGAACAACAGGCCUCUGCCUUGCAGGGACACAGCCCCACUUUGAAUUUUGAGACCAGUUAGCUUUCUAGGUGAGAGGAUCCACCAGGGACUGGGCCUCACCAGCAGGUUUCCCAAAAUCACUCAUCAGAUAAGACACCCCUGCCCUGGCUGGUUUGGCUCAAUGAAUAGACAGUCAGCCCGCCCACUGAAGGGUCCUGGAUUCAAUUCCCGUCAAAGGUUCUCUCUCACAUCGAUGUUUCCUCCCUUCCACUCUCUCUAAAAAUCAGUGGAAAAAUAUCCUCAGGUGAGGAUUAACAAACAAACAAACAAAAAGACACCCCUCGACUGGGAGGGAAUGAAUGAGGGUUCACAGAGCUUGUUCCCACACUUCUCAGAGCUCCCUGCCUUAAAACAGACCAUUCCAUUGCUGGGUAGGUCUAAGCAAUUUCAAAGUUAUUGUUCUGUCUUAAGCUGAAAUCUGCUUCCUUAUUAUUUAACUGAAUACAGCUAAAGACCUACUGUAGCCCACCUCUAUGGAGCUCCAUCUAAGGUUGGGCAUCAAAAUCGUGAACUUUUUUUUAAGUGAUUUUGAUUAGCUAAUCUAGGAUGGUUUCUAGAUGUCUGCAUUUAUUUUAAAGUUCUAAGAAUGAGUCUCAUAAGCACCUGUGGGUGAGAACUAAUGCUGUAGGUUAAAUAUAAGGCACUGCUGCUCUUGGGAUAGCAUUGUGAACUCACCUGUACAGUUUUAUCUCUCACCUUCCAGUAGCGAAGAGCAAGAGGUCAACCUCUUCUCCCUUUUGUUAGAAACAGCAUACACGAGAACAUAGCAAACGCUAAGCUACACUGGCACAAGCUAAUCAAUAGCACAACUUGUUUUGGCCUCCGACCUAACAUGACCCAGUUCACUUGUCCUCAAGUUGAACUUGGGGAGCUUUAAAAAAUAAUACGAGGGUCCCGCCCCCAGGGGUUCUGAUGUUAUUGGUCACUGGGACCUUGGCAUCACUGCCCUUGAUUCUAAGAUGCAACAGAUCUUGAGAACCACUAACCUGGUUAACUUCUGGGCCUCAGUUCUUCAUACAGAGCAUGAAUCAUUUUUAUGAAUAUAAGUACAUAUAUAAAAUAUGGGGGACAUCUGUAAUACUGUCAACAAUAAUGUUAAAAAUAUAUUGGAGUUCAUAUAGUUAAUAAUGCUGCUGAAUAUUGUUUCAUUUAAAAACAAUGCUGUUGAAUAUUGUUUCAUUUAAAAAUAAUAAAACUAUGUUAAUA
Messenger RNA from Eptesicus fuscus (big brown bat), 2867 nucleotides. RefSeq names its product G-patch domain containing 11 (gene GPATCH11). The transcript has 10 exons. The record is from RefSeq and is a predicted model, not a curated record. Bases 288 to 1202 code for a protein of 304 amino acids. Gene Ontology annotation, molecular function: nucleic acid binding. NCBI's taxonomy places the organism in Eukaryota, Metazoa, Chordata, Mammalia, Chiroptera, Vespertilionidae. Gene Ontology annotation, cellular component: kinetochore.